Trichophyton rubrum CBS 118892 is the source of this 381-nucleotide messenger RNA. Its product is annotated as vacuolar transporter chaperone 1. Lineage: Eukaryota; Fungi; Ascomycota; Eurotiomycetes; Onygenales; Arthrodermataceae. The transcript has 2 exons. The coding region runs from base 1 to 381 and encodes 126 amino acids. The record is from RefSeq and is a predicted model, not a curated record. Gene Ontology annotation, cellular component: fungal-type vacuole membrane; vacuolar transporter chaperone complex.
AUGUCAAGCCAGCCCCUCCUACAGUCCGCUCCAGGCAAGAGAAUUGCGUUGCCAACUCGCGUCGAGCCAAAGGUCUUCUUCGCCAACGAGCGAACGUUCCUCUCAUGGCUCAACUUCACGAUCAUCCUCGGCGGCCUGGCUAUUGGCCUGCUUAACUUCGGCGACCGCGUAGGCCAGAUCAGUGCUGCACUCUUCACAUUCGUGGCAAUGGCUUCGAUGAUAUAUGCGCUAGUGACGUUUCACUGGCGAGCGCAGAGUAUUAGGAGACGCGGGCAGAGCGGUUUCGACGACCGGUUUGGGCCUACGGUGCUGGCUGUUGCAUUGCUGGCCGCUGUCGUUGUCAAUUUCGUCCUCAGGUUCAAGCAGGGUGGCGCUAAAUAG